UACUACCUCGUCUCCCCUCGUCGCGCGUCGCGCUCGUCGCAUCGCGCCACAUAACUUGAAAACUCGCGUCCAUCCCUGACGCGCCGCGCGAUGCGCCUCGUUGAAAUCCGCGGGAUUGUCAAUCGCGAGCCUGUCUUCACCGCGAUCGUCGCGACCGUGCCGACGCGCGCCGCGCCCACGUCCGCGGAUCGGCUUUAAAUUUUUCGAGAAACAACUCGCUCUGGAUGAGCGAUCGACGAUCAGGCUGAUAAACUAUCCGACAUGUCUCGGUGUACGUGCGCUGGAGAACUUGGUCGACGACUUCGUGUCGAUCGUCUUGCGCGUACGCGUACCGAGUGAUACGCAAGUGUUCACGGGUGGCGGAUUCGCCGGUCGCGCGUACGGACGUGCGUAUGCACUCGACAGGCUAACGAAAUUCAGCGAGAUACGCGACGCGACGUAAGGCAAUCCCGAUCCGUCCAAGUCGAGCUCCAAGUUUGGUACCGGAAGUGCCACAAGUGUCGGGCGAUUCUAUCGAGGCUACAACAAUUCGGCAUACAUAAUUGAUCGUAUCGGAGAAUGAACGCAGACGCAUUGAGCGGCUGAACGUGCAGGCCAGGUAAUACGUAAAGAAAUCAAGGAAAUAAGAGAGCGAUGGUGGUGGAGUGGCUGUGCCCUGGACUUAGACCGACCAGGAGCAACAGGCCUCGUCUUUUGCACUGCAAAGUGAUACUUCUGGACGAGCAUGAAUUACUGCAGGACGUUUUGAGCUCGAAUCUAGGGCAAGAAUUAUUGGAUAGAGUAUUUAAGCAUCUUAACUUAUUGGAAACUUCUUAUUUCGGGUUACGCUAUCUUGAUCAUGGAAAUCAGACGCAAUGGCUCGAUCAAAGCAAAAAGCUCGGUAAACAAUUGAAGAUACUUAAAGGAGAUCCUGGAUCGGAUGUUCAUACUCUUUACUUCGGAGUCAAAUUCUAUGCAGCAGAUCCGUGCAAACUUAUCGAAGAGAUUACCAGAUACCAAUUUUUUCUACAAAUAAAGCAAGAUAUUCUGCAAGGGAGACUACCUGUAUCCUUCGAUUUAGCUGCGGAAUUAGGAGCUUACGUUGUCCAAUCGGAACUUGGCGAUUAUGAUCCUAGACGACACUCGCCUGGAUACGUCACCGAAUUUCGGUUUCUUGCCAAUCAAACGACAGAACUGGAAAAUCGCAUAGUAGAAAUCCAUAAAACUCUUAUAGGACAAUUACCGUCAGCAGCGGAACUAAACUACUUGGACAAAGUAAAGUGGUUGGAAAUGUAUGGCGUAGAUUUGCAUCCUGUAUUGGGCGAGGAUAGUGUGGAAUACUUCCUGGGUUUAACACCAAGCGGAAUAAUUCUACUACGCAAUAAGACUAAAGUAGGGAAUUAUUACUGGCCUCGAAUCAAUAAAAUUUAUUACAAGGGCAGGUAUUUUAUGCUGAAAGUGAGCGAAAAGAAUUCCGAAGAGAGGACGCACGGUUUCGAGACACCAUCGAAAGGAGCUUGCCGUCACCUUUGGAAAUGUUGCUUGGAGCAUCAAGCUUUUUUCCGUCUGAUGGCAACCGGUCCACCACCUCUCAGUCCAUACUCUCGUUUUCAUUCGUACAGUCCACCAUCCACUUUGGAGAAACAUGCGGUUAUCAGACGAAAUCCGCCACCAUUUCAAAGGACCCCCAGUCGGAGGGCGCAAAGACGAGUUGUAGAGGGUCAAGAAAUGGUUGGUUCGUUCGUUGAAACGCCUGUCACGGUGAUCUCGAACUCAGGCAACAAUCCAGGUGGCAACAACAUUUUGUGCAAUACGCAAAGGCAGGUGAACAACUCGAGUCCGAGAAGCACGAGAAGCGCACCGUGGACACAAAGUCAGCCUCGUGGUCUUUACACCUCGUCUAGUCCUCGUUCCGUUCGCUCUGUGGGAACGGCUCCGGCACUGUUAAGUAGACUUCAACGUCGGAGCAGUUCAGUGGAGAGUCAAAGUUCGGGAGAUAGCCACAGUCGUGGUGGUCACCGCAGAAGAAGUCAUAGUCAUAGUCACCGUCGACACAGCAGACACUCCGAUUGCGAGUCGGAACUUUCGAGGGGCUCGGAUACGAGAUCCGGCCAUCGAAAACAUCGUAGAAAACAUAGAAAUUCCCGCUCCUCUAGUAGACCCGAGUUGGUAGAUUCGGAACCGCAAUGGAGAGAAGCGCAAAAGCGAAAAGGGGAAGGCGUGCAAAAAGCUAUCGUAAGUCACACGGAGCCUAGAAGAAGACACAGAAGCAGACAUCGAAGUCCUUCUCAAAAGCAGCCAUUACCGGAUGAACUUCGAAAACACUUGGAAUUUGGCCUAGUCGAUACUAGUGGGAUGAGCGAGCAGCAACGCCGAGAAAUAUCCUAUACGGUAGUACAGUCGCAGUCUGUACAGCAAUCUUCCUUACAAUCUAAUAAUUCUCGAUUGAACGACACAGACUCAUCGUCCCUGCCUAGAACUGUCGGAUCCAUCGGCAAAAGGGAAAGAAGAGUCGUGCGGCGUCAUUGUGACGGCAGUUAUAACUUGAUGUCAACAACGUCCAAUCGAAUCGAGGCAAAACUCCCAGGGGCACGAAACGAAUAUAGUACGAAGAGGGAUUUUUAUUACGCUCCUAACAAGAGAGUGUCAGUAGGCAAUUACGUGGACAGUGGACUCGGGGAAAGCACGCCGCAGGAUUUUUCAAGUUGCUGCUCAAGCUCUGCCGACAGCAAUAAACCUAUUCACGUACAAUUGCAAGUAGGCGGAGAGGUAUGUUAUGAACUGCCAUCAAAUCAGGAAAUCUCCCCUCCUCUCGACACUACUCUGGAUGCUGUUCUUCAGCCAAUUAUAUCUACCUUAACAAGGAGGCAGCGGAACCACCCGAAAUAAUCGUACACCUUUAAUACGAAAUAAAGUUUUAUAUUCAUACGCUGUGUAUUUAAAGAAAGUUUUCAUACCUUUAACAAAAUUAACAUCCACGAACUGUGCACUAUGCACUUGUUGAAUCUUAUCAGAUGAAAAACAAACUUUGAUGAAUAAAAAUAUGCUUUACACGC
This is a messenger RNA of Ooceraea biroi (clonal raider ant), 3035 nucleotides long. RefSeq names its product band 4.1-like protein 4. The record is from RefSeq and is a predicted model, not a curated record. NCBI's taxonomy places the organism in Eukaryota, Metazoa, Arthropoda, Insecta, Hymenoptera, Formicidae. Gene Ontology annotation, biological process: actomyosin structure organization. Gene Ontology annotation, cellular component: cytoskeleton.